Molecule: messenger RNA, 498 nt
Organism: Blumeria graminis f. sp. triticale
Lineage: Eukaryota; Fungi; Ascomycota; Leotiomycetes; Helotiales; Erysiphaceae
Source: the annotation of a GenBank genome assembly
AUGAAGCUUCUUUCCAUCGCCGCCGUGGCUUUACUCGUCGAUAUCUCAGCAUCAUUUGAAGUAUUUGAUGAAGACCCAAAAUUUCGAAGAGAACCGAAACUUCCUGUUUUAGACGUGAACUUUGGGAUGAAUUGUCAUACACCUAUAUCCUACAAUGCAUAUCAAGUCCAGGUAGCUGCCGCAGAGGUAUAUGCAAUUACCCAACGUGCUGCUAUUUCUAGCUUGAAUACAUGCACCUUUGACCGAUUCCCCGGGGAAACGCUUUUCCUUGGACGCAUUGGAGGUGAUUACGUCGGAAAUCCAGCAACUUACACCUAUCAUUACGUUAUGAUCAACUCUGCUGGCCAGUUUUUGGCCGGAUUGUCAAGAUACGAAGUCGAUGGUGGAAUGGACUACGCCAUUUGCAAAUUUGGGCCUAACACUAGAUUCAUAUCUUAUACAGACUCCCGAAGACUCAAUACUAACGGCGACGAGCCUUAUUAUGGGUCUCGGCAUUAA